Messenger RNA from Erinaceus europaeus (western European hedgehog), 6480 nucleotides. RefSeq names its product potassium sodium-activated channel subfamily T member 2 (gene KCNT2). Gene Ontology annotation, molecular function: intracellular sodium-activated potassium channel activity. Gene Ontology annotation, biological process: potassium ion transport. The transcript is spliced from 28 exons. The coding region runs from base 396 to 3803 and encodes 1135 amino acids. Gene Ontology annotation, cellular component: membrane. NCBI's taxonomy places the organism in Eukaryota, Metazoa, Chordata, Mammalia, Eulipotyphla, Erinaceidae. The record is from RefSeq and is a predicted model, not a curated record.
CCCGGGGCCCCUUUUCCCAGGCACCUCGCUUUUAAUUUUCCCCCUCGGGGAAGUAACUUUUGCAUUCCUGCCUCCCCCCUAGUCCUGGGGACCAGAGGCGGCGCCGAGCCUGGGGGCGGUUCCUUGGCAGCACCGAUUCUCGCCGGAGCCAGACUUUUGCUCCUGGGCUGGGUUUGCAUCAUCCCCAUCACACCCUCUGGAGCGUGGGGCCGGCCCUCUUGCGGUUGCGGCUUCCGGCUCCAGCAGACCCCCCAUCCCUGUGCCCAGGCCCCUUCCCUUGGCUCGGCCCCCGCGUGGGUACAGCGCUCCCCAUCUUCCCACACUCUGCAACAUUUCCACUCCUUCCCCCUCUCUCCUCCAUUUGUUGCUCUAUGUCCCCCACUCUUUGAGGGAGGAUGGUCGAUUUGGAGAACGAAGUGCCCCCUCUGCCUCCCAGGUACAGGUUCCGGGAUUUGCUGCUGGGGGACCAAGGAUGGCAAAACGACGACAGGGUGCAAGUUGAAUUCUAUAUGAAUGAAAACACGUUUAAAGAGAGACUAAAGCUAUUUUUUAUUAAAAACCAGAGAUCAAGUUUAAGAAUACGUCUGUUCAAUUUUUCCCUCAAAUUAUUAAGCUGCUUAUUAUACAUAAUCCGAGUACUACUAGAAGGCCCUUCUCAAGGAAAUGAAUGGUCUCAUAUUUUUUGGGUGAACAGAAGCCUGCCAUUAUGGGGCUUACAGGUUUCAGUGGCAUUGAUAAGUCUAUUUGAAACCAUACUACUCGGCUAUCUCAGUUACAAGGGAAACAUCUGGGAGCAGAUUUUACGAAUACCCUUCAUCCUGGAAAUAAUUAAUGCAGUUCCCUUCAUCAUCUCAAUAUUCUGGCCUUCCUUACGGAAUCUAUUUGUCCCUGUCUUUCUAAACUGUUGGCUUGCCAAACAUGCCUUGGAAAAUAUGAUUAAUGAUCUACAUAGAGCCAUUCAACGUACGCAAUCUGCAAUGUUUAAUCAAGUUUUGAUUUUAAUAUCUACCUUAUUAUGCCUUAUCUUCACCUGCAUUUGUGGAAUUCAGCAUCUGGAACGGAUAGGAAAGAAGCUGAAUCUUUUUGACUCCCUCUAUUUCUGCAUUGUGACAUUUUCUACUGUGGGCUUUGGUGAUGUCACUCCUGAAACAUGGUCCUCUAAGCUUUUUGUCGUUGCUAUGAUCUGUGUUGCUCUUGUGGUUCUCCCCAUACAGUUUGAACAGCUGGCUUAUUUGUGGAUGGAGAGACAGAAGUCAGGUGGAAACUACAGCCGACACCGAGCUCAAACUGAAAAGCAUGUUGUCCUGUGUGUCAGCUCUUUGAAGAUUGAUUUACUUAUGGAUUUUUUAAAUGAAUUCUAUGCUCAUCCAAGACUUCAGGACUAUUAUGUGGUGAUUCUGUGUCCGACGGAAAUGGAUGUGCAAGUCCGGAGGGUGCUGCAGAUUCCAAUGUGGUCGCAGAGAGUUAUCUACCUUCAAGGCUCAGCUCUCAAAGACCAGGAUCUGUUGAGAGCAAAGAUGGAUGAUGCUGAAGCCUGUUUCAUUCUGAGCAGCCGUUGUGAAGUGGAUAGGACAUCAUCUGACCACCAAACCAUUCUGAGAGCCUGGGCUGUAAAGGAUUUUGCUCCAAAUUGCCCUCUGUAUGUCCAGAUACUAAAGCCUGAAAAUAAAUUCCAUAUCAAAUUUGCUGAUCAUGUUGUUUGUGAAGAAGAGUUUAAAUACGCCAUGUUAGCUUUAAACUGUAUAUGCCCAGCAACAUCUACACUUAUUACCCUACUGGUUCAUACCUCUAGAGGGCAAGAAGGCCAGCAGUCACCAGAACAGUGGCAGAAGAUGUAUGGCCGAUGCUCUGGGAAUGAAGUCUACCACAUUGUGUUGGAAGAAAGUACUUUUUUUGCUGAAUAUGAGGGGAAGAGUUUUACAUAUGCAUCUUUCCAUGCACACAAAAAGUUUGGAGUCUGCUUGAUCGGUGUCAGGAGAGAGGAUAAUAAAAACAUUUUGCUGAAUCCAGGUCCUCGAUAUAUUAUGAAUGCUACAGAUAUAUGUUUUUAUAUCAAUAUUACCAAAGAAGAGAAUUCAGCAUUUAAGAACCAAGACCAGCAGAAAAAAAGCAAUGUGUCAAGGUCAUUUUAUCAUGGACCUUCUAGGUUACCUGUACAUAGCAUAAUUGCCAGCAUGGGUACUGUGGCAAUAGACUUGCAAGAUACAAGCUGCAGAUCAACAAGUGGCCCCACCCUAUCUCUUCCCUCAGAGGGAAACAAAGAAAUCCGAAGACCUAGUAUUGCUCCUGUUUUAGAGGUUGCAGAUACAUCAUCCAUUCAGACAUGUGAUCUCCUAAGUGAUCAGUCAGAAGAUGAAACUACCCCAGAUGAAGACGUUUCUUCAAAUUUAGAAUAUGCUAAAGGCUACCCACCCUACUCUCCAUACAUAGGAAGUUCACCCACUUUCUGUCAUCUCCUUCAUGAAAAAGUGCCAUUUUGCUGCUUAAGAUUAGACAAGAGUUGCCAACAUAACUACUAUGAGGAUGCAAAAGCCUAUGGAUUCAAAAAUAAGCUAAUUAUAGUUGCAGCUGAAACAGCUGGAAAUGGAUUGUAUAAUUUUAUUGUUCCUCUCAGGGCAUAUUAUAGACCAAAGAAAGAACUUAAUCCCAUAGUACUCCUAUUGGAUAAUCCGCCAGAUAUGCAUUUUCUGGAUGCAAUCUGUUGGUUUCCAAUGGUUUACUACAUGGUGGGCUCUAUUGACAAUCUAGAUGACUUGCUCAGGUGUGGAGUGACUUUCGCUGCCAACAUGGUAGUUGUGGAUAAAGAGAGCACUAUGAGUGCUGAGGAAGAUUACAUGGCAGAUGCCAAAACAAUUGUGAAUGUGCAGACCUUAUUCAGGUUGUUUUCUAGUCUCAGCAUCAUCACAGAACUGACUCACCCAGCCAACAUGAGAUUCAUGCAAUUCAGAGCCAAAGACUGUUAUUCCCUUGCUCUUUCCAAACUGGAAAAGAAAGAGCGAGAAAGAGGUUCUAAUUUGGCCUUUAUGUUUCGACUGCCUUUCGCUGCUGGAAGGGUGUUUAGCAUCAGCAUGCUGGAUACACUUCUCUACCAGUCCUUUGUGAAGGAUUAUAUGAUCUCUAUCACCAGACUUCUCCUGGGACUGGACACUACCCCAGGAUCUGGAUUUCUUUGUUCUAUGAAGAUCACUGAGGAUGACUUAUGGAUCCGAACAUAUGCCAGACUUUACCAGAAGCUGUGUUCCUCCACUGGCGAUGUGCCCAUUGGAAUCUACAGGACAGAAUCUCAGAAGCUUGCUACAUCUGAGUCUCAAAUAUCCAUCAGUGUUGAAGAGUGGGAAGACACCAAAGACUCCAAAGAACAAGGUCAUCACCGCAGCAACCAUCGCAAUUCAACAUCGAGUGACCAGUCUGACCAUCCGUUGCUGCGGAGAAAGAGUAUGCAGUGGGCCCGAAGACUGAGCAGAAAAGGUCCCAAGCACUCGGGUAAAACUGCUGAGAAAAUAACACAGCAGCGGCUGAACCUCUACAGGAGGUCAGAAAGACAAGAGCUUGCUGAACUUGUGAAAAAUAGAAUGAAACAUUUGGGUCUUUCUACAGUGGGAUAUGAUGAAAUGAAUGACCAGCAAAGUACCCUCUCCUACAUUCUCAUUAACCCAUCUCCAGAUACUAGAAUAGAGCUGAACGACGUUGUGUAUUUAAUCCGACCAGAUCCACUGGCGUACCUUCCAAAUAGUGAGCCCAGUAGAAAAAACAGCAUCUGUAAUGCCACCGGUCAAGAUUCUCGAGAGGAAACUCAGCUAUGAUAAAAAGAAAAUGAGACUUUACUUCCUACAAGUAUGUUCCUUGAACUCUAAAUUGUAGGGGAAAGAAGGGCGGCUGGCAAGGAUAAACUAGACUGGAAUCUAUGUGAUUCUCACAUACUUAAAAAAAAAAUCUAUUCUCUUAGAUAAUUAUUUUGAAAUUUGCCAUACAACUUGCUACUUCUACUAACAUCUGGAAAACAUUAAUAUAGAAUGAUUUGGAGAUGUUCAACACAAAAAUUUAAAUCUUAUACUUAACUAUUUGAUACUGAUACAAGCUUUAUGAGGCCAGUUUUUAAGCAUUAAGCUUUUAUGGAAGUAAAUUAAAAUUCCAACUAUAUUUGGUGCAUCACAAUGGACAUAAAGAUUGUUACUCCUUAAAAGAUUUAAUGUGUCACAUUCUUCAAACUUGCUGUUUUAUAAAAACACAAUUCAUCAUAGUUGUCUAGUUAAUCUGUACACAGAUUAACAAACAAACUUAUAUGGUUUCCUGGUGCAAAGAAGCACAGUUUGAUUUAGACUAAAAUUUUUAAAUCAUUUUAACAUUUUUUGUUAACUUGUCCUAUGAUAUAUUCAUUUUUAGAACUUGAGAUGUCCAUUGCAUGUUUGUUACACUGAAGAAACCAAAACAGAGAAGAAGAUAUCAAGUACCUGAAUAUUUUGGUAACUUUAUUUCUGAAACAUUGUCUGACAAGAUAAAUAUACUAAAAAACAAAUUUUCAUUGUUCUCCUACAGAAUACGUAGCAUCAAUCUUAAAAAACUAUUAUCAUUUGUUAACUGGAAUUUAAUUCAAGAAUUGAAACAUUAACUGAAAUGUGCUAUAAUGACUUACAUUAGAAUCUAGGAUUCAAAUAUUUUUCAUAUAUCUAUAUAGUAUAUUUCAUUAGAAAGAUACUUUAAAAUUUGAAGAAGCAAAGUUCCAUACUUUAUGUGGAAUAUAAAUACAUUUUAAAGCAUAAUGACUCUUAUGAUUUUAAUAUUGAAAUAUUCCACACUGAAAAGGGUAGUUAGAAUUUUUUGAUUUAAUUUUUAAAAAGCAUCUAUCAGGAUUAUGUUUAGACACAGUGGGGAGAAAGCAUAUAAUUAACACUGUAUUUUUGCCACCUAAAUCUAGUAUCAGUACUGUCAGACUUGACAGUUCUAAAUCACAUUGACAAACUGACCCCUGAUACCAUUUCUCCUUGCGUCUAUAUUAUUGUAUUUCCCUACAGAAGUGGACAAAAAGGUACAAGAUGAUAGCUUUUCACAUAGUGAGAAUGUGUUGUGGUAGUCCCAGAAGAGACAUUUCAUAAAUUUGGAAAGAUUUCCUUCUUCUAAUUGUGUAUCAUUCUCUACUUCUGAAUUGGACACUGAGACUUAAUUCAAGAAAAUAAGACACAGGCUAGCAAGUGGAGCAGGGAGCUGUGCAGUGACAGUACACAGGCUUUGCCUGCGGGAGCUUCUGGGUUUCAUCUCUGGGACCACGAAUAGCCAGAGCUGAGUUGCACUCCAGUUAAAUAAAUAAAGACUAGAAAGAGACAUUGAAACUUCCUUUUCACAAGGAAGCAGGUAUAUUGAGAGGGAAAUAGGAUUCAAAAAGGAAAAGAUUGAACUUUUAGUGGUAAAUUUAAAAUAGUUUAUAUAUAUGAUGAUGUUCAGUGAUGCACAACUGACAUUCAUAUGAUGUUAUGAUACCGUAUUACUUCAGGGGGAAAAAAGGGACAUAGGUAAAAAGUUUCUAUACCAAUAUUCUAUGGAAAUUAAAGUGUAAAACGUAAAAUGAGAAAGAUUAUAGCCAUCCAGUAAUUAUCUGAUUAUAUGAAAAGCCUUAGAGAAUGAGAAGAGCCUACUUGUUAUUGUUGUUGUUAUUGUUGUUGUUUAGUGUUUUACAUGCUCAUGAAUUUAGAAUAGUAUGAGCACCAGGAUUUUCCUCCGAAACAGAAAAGGCCUAUCUUUAAUGGUUUUUUAAAUAGGUAGUUAGAUAAAACAAAGAAUGUCCUUAAUUUUAAAUUGGAAAUAUCCUAAAGAUUUUAUGCAUUUUAUAUGCACAUGAAACAUAUUUGACAAACAUACGUUCACAAGUAAAUUGUUCAAACUAAAGUCAAAUGGAACUCAUGUACCGGAGAACAAGAAUGAACUUAGUGGAGUUGCUUCAUAUUUGCAUAUCAGUAUUCAAGUGUGAUGUUUCUCUUAAUUGCCAUUUUACUCCAUUUUUUUUACUCCAAUUUACUUCAGUUAUUUUUAAGAAUAAAUACAAGAUUUUAUGAAACUUCUAUUUCUCCCCCAAGAGCUCAAGUUUGGUAUUUUUGCAAUAUGACAGUUGUCAAGAUCAGAAUUUUAAGCUAGGACAUGACUAUAUUUCCUAUAAAACAAAAAUAUUUGUUUCAUAAAUUUUACAGUAAUUAUUUUUGAUUAUGAACAUUAGUCCAAAUUUAAUAUUUGACAAAAUUCAUAUAAGCUUGCUAUGAUGAUAGUUUAUUAGUCUUUCUGUAAUUUAAAGAAUAAAACAUGCUUAUAAAAGCCUUUUAAUAAACUGUUGCCUUUAAAAAAAACUUCACUUGCACAUGAAUAUAAAGCAUAAGAUCAACAAUAGUCUUUGCAACCCUAUGAAAACUAGUUCUGUUUACUGUCUAUGUACUAUUUUGCUACCAGUUAUAUUGAAUUGCUUUAAAAUAAAAUAAAAUUAUUUCUGAUGAUGAA